Molecule: messenger RNA, 2018 nt
Organism: Anguilla anguilla (European eel)
Lineage: Eukaryota; Metazoa; Chordata; Actinopteri; Anguilliformes; Anguillidae
Product: NXPE family member 4-like
Exons: 7
Coding region: 16-1665 (549 amino acids)
Source: RefSeq, a predicted model, not a curated record
GUCUCCUCAAGGGUUAUGGACAAACAGGUCCUCCUCACUCAAGAAGAAAUCUACAUAACCAAAACCAAGAUCACAACAGCAGACCUUCCAUCAGCAGUUGGGCAUCGUUUCAGAACAUGGGAAUGCACAUAUUCAAGAAAGAAAUUGAUAUUCAUAUCUCUGUGUGCCCUAAGCCUUCUCUUCAUACUAUCAAUAUGGGAGCAAUUUAAAACCCCCCACAAAGACAUGACCGUAGAUGAAGUAAUAUUCUCAUUAUCAUGGCCUCCGUCAACUUCCAGCUUCACCUCUUUCAACAACUCUUCCAGUGCUCAGCACAGUGAGGUCAGGCUAGAGCUGCCUAGGGCCCAGUACUGUGUGGGGGACACGCUGAACGUGCUGGUGGAGAUGAGGAACUAUGCAGGGUGUCCAAAAGCCUAUGGAGGAGACUUCAUCCUGGCCCGGAUCCACUCUCCAGAGCUCCAGGCAUGUGCAUCAGGAGAGGUCACUGACCUCCUCAGCGGCUCCUACCGCGUGCGUUUCCGCUUGUUUUGGCCCGGAGAGGUGCACGUCUCUGUGCGUCUGAUCCACUCCUCUGAGGCAGUUAGGGUCCUCCAGAGAGACUGGAUGCAGGACUACGGUAGGGCCCUGCACAAGGGAACCUUCAUCAGUGGGGAAAAGAGGGAGACGUCUCAGUGCGCCCUCCGGCUGAGCUCAGACAGGCCCCUGUGUGAGUACAGGAAGGAGGAGGAGGGAGAAUAUUACGCCUGCUACAAGCCCCAGACCCUUCCCUGUGACUCUCUGACCAUCAUGAAGUCCUACAUGCCCCCAGGUCCUCAUCGCACAAAGGAGGAAGCUCAGCUAUUAGCCCAGGAAAACACAGGAAUCGAAAUAAGAAACAGAUUCAACCCUGUGACAGUCUUUGGUUGUUCUGAUGCAGCCCCCAGACCAACUGAAAAGUGUGUGGCAGGAGUGAAUUCCCCUUUUCCUGGGGGAUAUUUCUAUUCAAACAGGUGGUCUUCUUCCUUCUGUCAGACAGGCCCCUUCCUCACUGAAGAGGCCAUUACCAGGUGCUUAAAGGGAAAGACUCUCUACCUAUUGGGUGACUCCACUAUGCGUCAGUGGAUAGAGCAUUUGGAAGGAAAGCUGAAAGGCCUGAGAUUCAAAAAAGUGGAGGAUACAUCACAGUUGGCUGUUGAUGCCCAUAACAACAUCACUGUCCUGUGGGUAAGGCAUUCUCAUCCCUGGAUUGGCUAUCGUGAAGUCAACAUAAAGACAUCAGUCCCCAUCCCAGAAGUACUGGAUAGCAUAGCAGUUGGUGGUGCACAGGAGGAUGCGAUAGUGGUCAUUGGGAUUGGGCAGCAUUUCCGGCCCUACCCCCCUGAAGUCUUUAUCCGAAGGCUACAAAGUAUCCGGCGGGCGAUCCUGAGGUUACGAGCCGGCAACCCCCAGGCAAAAGUCAUUGUAAAGCUGGAGAACAGCAGGGAGCUGGAGUCAAAGCUGACACAGUUCAGUAACUGGUAUGGCUACAUGCAGAACCGGGCUCAGAGGGAGGUGUUCGAGGACAUGAAUGUGGCUCUGGUGGAUGCCUGGGACAUGACUGUGGCCGCCAACACUUUUGCCGUCCACCCUAAAAGACUCAUUGUCUCUAAUGAGGUGGCUGUGGCCCUGUCGUUCUUCUGUCAUUAGGGGCAGUGUGCUCCCUGAAAGGUUACUCUGUAAAUGUGUGUAUUUGGGUACUUUUUUUAUGAAUUGCAUUUGGAGAUAUGCUUAUAGUGUUGGAUAUCUAGUCUUUACAUUAUUCUCUUUGAGGGACAGACAGUUUUAGUGACAGACAAAGAUAGUUUGAUCUGGCAAACUUGCUCAUAGUUCACGCAGUGUUAUUUGAGAUCGAAUAGGAUCACAAAUUCCUGUUUGAGUAUAGGAAUGCUCUCUCUAUCUGCUCCCGCCCUCAAAACCAUCAAAGGACAUCAUGCUGAAGGUCUUGUAAAGGUAUGCAAACCUGUGGUGUCUUGGGGUUUUCGCUUCUUUGAACGCUUUAU